AAGAAGAAAAAUGGCUCCUCAAACAGAAUUCGUUUCAAAAACACAACACUACUUGAAAGUGAAAAAACCCAUGUUGGAACGUCAACGUCGUGCACGCAUGAACAAGUGCCUAGACUCACUCAAAGAACUAAUCGCUGAAUUUCAAGGCAAUGAUGCCAUUUUACGCAUGGACAAAGCUGAGAUGCUGGAAUCUGCUUUGGAAUUUAUGAAAGUGGAGUGCAAGAAACCCCUACAACCCAUUACAAAAGCUGCUGUUGCACCCAUCGAUUCAUUCCGCAAUGGUUACAUGAAUGCUGUCAAUGAAGUAUCACGUGUUAUGGCUGGCACCCCGGGCAUGAGCGUUAACAUGGGCAAAUCUGUUAUGACUCAUUUGGGCUCAGAAUUCAAUCGUCUUUUGCAAACACAACAAGUGCCACAAAUCAAUACAUCCUCAUCGGCUAGCAGCAAAGCACCUUUAAGUCCUGCUUCAUCUGGUUAUUGCAGUGAUACUGAAGAUCGCCAAUCGUUGGCUUCACCCGCUCCCGCCCAAAGCAUGUGGCGUCCUUGGUAAU
Messenger RNA from Calliphora vicina (urban bluebottle blowfly), 551 nucleotides. It is a transcript of the gene E(spl)m5-HLH, whose product is annotated as Enhancer of split m5, helix-loop-helix. NCBI's taxonomy places the organism in Eukaryota, Metazoa, Arthropoda, Insecta, Diptera, Calliphoridae. Gene Ontology annotation, cellular component: nucleus. The transcript has a single exon. Gene Ontology annotation, molecular function: RNA polymerase II cis-regulatory region sequence-specific DNA binding; protein dimerization activity; DNA-binding transcription factor activity, RNA polymerase II-specific. The record is from RefSeq and is a predicted model, not a curated record. Gene Ontology annotation, biological process: anterior/posterior pattern specification; regulation of neurogenesis; regulation of transcription by RNA polymerase II. Bases 11 to 550 code for a protein of 179 amino acids.